ACGUAUUGCCGACAAAUUGUGUCCGGGGGACACUUUUUGUAGGGGGACACUAUCGUUACACACUGGUAUUGCUUUUCAGGCGUGCGCACGCUAGCGUGACGCCAGGGAAUUCCCCAUGGAUUGAUUUCUACUUUGAAUUCCCUACUUGUCGCAUUCGCAUACGUAAGUCAGUCCGCAGUGUGCUGAACGUCAUCGCCUUUUUGCUGAUAGAGAAAAAAUCCAUCCGUUUGAGCGUUAAAGACAACAAGAAGAAGGACGCUCUAGAAUUGUCGGUGGGACCCUAUUGGAGGAAACAUUGGCUGUUAUUGAUUAGGACGCAAUGGACGGUGAAGAACUGCAACGCAGUCUUAAAGAGGCUGUUACAACUCUAAAAGGGGAACUGGACAGCCAGACGUUUGUCUCAACAAUACAAGAGAUGGCGAGUCUCUGCCAAGGGGUAGUGCAACAUCGAGGCGAUAGAUCUAGGCAAAGCGUUUCAAAAGCAAGCAUACCACUUGUAGUAGCCAGCGAGUCAGCUAAAGUGAUGCUGUAUCUAGCAGGCUUUGUAGAAACAGACGAUAACAUGAGUCUAUCUGAUGAUGUUAAUCUUGCCCGUAUGGAAAUGCUACUGGACAUUCUUCAGCAGACUUUAAAGAGAGCUAGUACCCUGUCGCAGAUGGCAAAUACUGGGACAAAAAUUGAAGCUCGAGUGAGGACGUACAACUCUUCUGAGUCUGUGGAAUCAGGUGAUCCAUUGACAGUGGUGGCCCACUUGUCGUAUCACUACUUUAUGCGAUGGUUUCUUAUCUCAACAAAUGUGAAUCCAACAAUGGUUGUGUCAUUUAAUAGCCAAAUUCGUGUUAGUAUGGAAGGCAUUGAGAUGGCAACAAGGACUCUUGAUAUUAUGAAGCCUGGUUCAGCUGCACAUGCUACAUGGACAGCCUUGAAGCAGGAUGUCUUACACCAGUUGCAGGAGGCACAAAACAUGACUGGGAUGCAGCAGAAGGCUGAUCUGAUAAAUGAGAUGCUUACUUGUGCUAGUGAGAUUCUUGAAGAACUGAAGCGAAAUUCACCUCCAGUUUGUGUGACCAUGUUUUUCUACAUGCACCUUACAAAGAUGAUUAUGAUGGUCACAACUGCUGGUCAUAUGGUAAGUCGUGAAGAUGCCAAUAGGUACAUCCAGACAUCAUUUGAUCUGCCAACGACUCGCUUCUCGAAAGAAUACGUUGAUUCCAUUGACAAAGUUCGUAAUUUUUGUCUCAGGAUGCAGGAGAAAGAGCUUGCAUCAGAUGAGCUUGCGCAGUUGUGUGAAAUUGUCACUUGGCAGUCUAAUGAAUUUCUUGAGCAUUUUAAGUCCUUAGCUGAACCAAGUUCAGAAUCUGGACUACCACGGUGUCGUUAUGCUUCUCUUUCCACCAUGAGUAGUCAGCUGUCUGGGGUCUUGACAGGAAGCAGUUCAAAAUCUAGUAGUUCUGAUGCUGGUGGUCUCACUUUCAGCUCAUUUCCAGGUGUCGGGCAUACUACUGGUACUCAACAGGGUACUCAAGCAUUAGAUCAAGUGCAUGGUCAAGAUUUGCAAAUGCCGACGAAGAAGCGAGGAGCCUUGCCAUUAGAAGAUGCAAAUCAUAUGCAGGCUAUGGUGUUUGAUAACAAGGGUGGCCAUAGACUUGGAGAAGACAGCACAUCAGAACUUGGCCCUACAAAGAAUCGACCUCAGUAUCAAUCAGUUCUUUAUGAUUCUGAGGAAGAUGCAGCUCUUGACAAAGAACUGUAUGACAACAGUGAUGAAGACUUGGACAUAACUGAAAAGGAGGACUGUGAAACAGAGAAAGAGAAGAAGUUCCAGGCUGAUGAAAAAGCAACGGAGGAUUUGAGCUGUUCUGUGGAACAUACAAAACCAGUGGUUACUACAUCCCAGCAAUCAUUACAAAUGAACCAAUCAGAGCAAGGACAUAUGUCUAUUCAACCAUUACAGCAGAGACUUGAAGGUGACCUGCAGUCCUCACGUCAACACCAAGCACAACUUCAAUAUCAUCAACAAGCCCUGGUGCAGCCUGAUCAGCAGAAACACUCAAUUUCUCAACAGUCACCUUUAGUUGAAGAGCAAGAAAGUGCAGAAACACAUCAAUGCUCAGAAAAGGGACAGCCAAAACAAAAAGAGCUGACUAAAGCAGCACAGGCAGCAAUGGCAAGACAUGAAAGGAUGAAGCAACAGCAGCAGCAGCAGCAGCAGCAAGUACGGCAGGAUGCAUCUACUCCUUCAAGCAAACAACAAACUAAGUUACCAGGAAGCCAGCGACACAAGUCUGUAGUGCAGUUGAAGUCAUCAGUUCAGAGCUCUGGAAGAUCAGCUGAUUCUACUGAUAAUCAUCAAGUUAAAACAUCCAGUGAAACUUCACUGUCAGAAUCUGCAUCUGGAAGUAGCUCUCAAAGCUCAAGCAGAAGUGCUAAUCAGAAUCCUACAACACAAUCAUCUUUGCACCAGACAGUUCAGAAAACACCAACUGAUGCAGCAGGCACUACCUUCUCUGUUACACCACUAGGCCCACAACAAAGUGCUACACACGGUAGUCAACUACGGUCUCAGACACCAAACAGUCAGCCAUCUAUCAGAAAAGAAACUCAACCUAUUGAUGCACAAAGCCUACCAACACAGGGUCCUGUACAUAAACCAGACAUAGAUGGUGUAAUUGCAAUGCCUUCUGUCACUGCAAUAUCAACUCCAGUAGUGAAGCCUUCUGCACAACCUGCCGUAGGUCAACCACACGUUGAAAAGUCACAGCCUUUCUCAUCUGUCAAUCGGUCACCAUCUGCUGCUUCCACCUCAUGUAAAAGUAAUGGUCAGGGCCUUGGAGUCACAUCACCAGAUAGUACAGCCACUUCUUUGACAAGUAAGUCACAAAGGGUGUCAAAUCCUGCAACCUCUAGCUCUGUAUUAGGAGAUCGUCCUUAUGUCACGAAAGCAAAUCGUUGUCCACCACAAGCUAGUGAGUCAGACCCAUCAGCCAUUCCCGAUCAGUUUCGAAGUAUGUCUAUGUCUCGACUGCCUCAGCUGCUUGAAUCUAUGAAGACUGAUACUGAUGCUGAAGAAGGUUUGAAAAUUAUUGAAAAACUGGUAGAGUCAAAGGAGGAGUCUUUAUCUGUCAAAGAGAAAGAACAGAAGGUGCUACAGGAGCAUUUGAGCAAGUGGGAAGCUCCAGUAGUUGCCAAUACCUUACAGAAAUCUCUUGAUCAGAAGUGUGAAGAGGUCCAAUGGCUUAAGGAGGACCUAGACAGACUUGCUGCAGCAAAGGCUAGGGCAAAUGAUAUUAUACAUAGUGCAAGGGAAGUUGAGCUGACCGAACUUGAUCCUGAAUUUUUGUAUGGCAUUCUGGAAUCAUUUCUCAAACGGAUUGAGAACGAUCAUGACACAAUGGUGAAAGUGCUUAAAGCCUGGCUUGACUAUGCCCCUCGGCAAGUGCUUGUUGAAAUAUGCGACUUGUUAGAGAUUGAAAGAGAGGGAGAUGAUCCAAAAGUUUGGGUUCAGAAGAUUAGGGAGCGAGAGCAAGAGGUGGAGGAAGGCGAAUUAGCUGACUAAACUAGUAAGGCUCUUUUGGCUGCCAUGUUUGUGUUGUUUCAUUAAUGGCAUAUUUGCUCCAUGCAUGAAUGUCACGUUAUUGUGAUUGAGACUAUUGAGACAAUUCACAUUCUGUGAGCAUUAUCUUUAUACAGUAGUAGCAUAUAGUAGCCUGUUACUGUUAUGUCUCAGGAUUUCUAAUGGCUGAUGUUGAUGUGGCUUUUCUU
Molecule: messenger RNA, 3762 nt
Organism: Corticium candelabrum
Lineage: Eukaryota; Metazoa; Porifera; Homoscleromorpha; Homosclerophorida; Plakinidae
Exons: 6
Coding region: 320-3556 (1078 amino acids)
Source: RefSeq, a predicted model, not a curated record